Molecule: messenger RNA, 810 nt
Organism: Spodoptera frugiperda (fall armyworm)
Lineage: Eukaryota; Metazoa; Arthropoda; Insecta; Lepidoptera; Noctuidae
Exons: 1
Coding region: 137-709 (190 amino acids)
Source: RefSeq, a predicted model, not a curated record
AUCUACAACAGAUCAACGCAUCAGAGGUCCACUGCGAUUACUGCAGUCGAGUGUGAUCUAAAUAUAAACGCAGGCGUCCUAACUUGCAACCAGUAUAAGUGUCAGACUCAAAGAUACAAGUGCUAAAGUGACAAAAAUGUGGAAACUUAUCACCCUGUAUUUUGUAACCGUCGUUCAUGCGACGAAAUUAGAAAAUUUCUACGGAGAGUGGUACCAAGCAGCUUUCUAUCCUGUCUCGAGUUACGCUCCCGUUUGCAUCCAGUACUCGUUUUCUCCUACCUCUGACAAUGUGCAAUGUACUUACGCUGAUGGGAAUAAUGCUACACUGAUGCAAAUGACGAUAAUGACGGAUAAGGGUCAGAUAAUCCAGAAUUCUCCAUUGCCGGUGAUGAUAGUGGAGACUCCAGAUGAAGUGAUGCCGGCUCUGAACAUGACUUGUACGUAUGGAGAUCAGGAAACUCGAGGCCAUGUAGUUAUAAGGUUGGUGAAUGACAAUUACUUCAUAAUGUUCCACGAUAACGAGCCUUUCAUAGAAACCUCUAAUGCCGAAGUAGAACAGAAUGCUGCCUUCCUUUUUGUGAAGAACGUUGUGUCGGAGAGUGAGUUACUUCAAGCUAUGAUGACCAUUGAAGAUUUAAAACGGAGGCGAGGUGGCAUGAUGUGCGUCAAGGAGAAUUAUCACGGAUUCAGUACUGCUAAUAAAGUUUGAUAUAGACAAAGAUGAUUUUAAUGUUGUUACAUGUUACCAAAAAUGUUGUUUUAUUUCAUAGCCACGAAUAUAGUAUUAAAUUAUUUCUUUAAACUGUUUUA